AUGGUUUUCAAGGGAAAAAAGACAUUUCGUAGCGCACAGAAAUUUAAAUCUGGAAAUAAAGCACUUCCUGGGAGUUUAGAGCGUCUUCAGUAUCUGCAAGAGCUGUUGACUGAAUACCAAGAAACUUCGAUCAGUGAAUACAAGGAACAGAUUUUAGCCAAUCUAGCAAACUUUUGUUACGAUUCAAGAAACGGACCGCAUCUCCGGCAAUUGCGUCUAGUAGACCUCUUUCUGGAUUGUAUCAAAGAACCAUCAACGGUGUGGUUUAAAGCUGCCUCUCAGCCCAAUUCAAAUUUAAAGAUUGAUGAACAUACAACUCGUUUAAGUGAAUUUGCCCUUGGUGGUCUGUGUAAUCUUGCCGCUUCAUCGUCAAUCCUACGUCAAGAUAUUUUAAAUCAUACAUAUCUGCCGUGUAUUGUUGCUUGUACAACUUCUCCAGAUAAUUUAAUUGUUGUGUAUUCUUUAACUAUCCUGAUACACUUAUUUACUCGUUGUCCAAAUUCUGCCGAAGAAUCAAUAUCAUUGGGUUCUAGAUUCCCCGCUGCAGUUCAAAUAGCACGUCAUUAUUGUGACGGUUUUUUACAAAUCCCACUAUUAUCAAUUAUUCGUCGUCGUACACCUAAUUUAUACUCUUGUAAAACUCUUUCAUUACAAUUUCAUCGUUGUUUGUCUACAACUAAUUUACAUCAAUGUUCAGAUAAUUAUUUUGUUGGAAAGGCGAGAACUUCAUGCUCUGAGAUUAAAACGACAUUUAAUGAAAAGGACAGAUCAAAAUCAUAUUCAACAGGACUAUCCCAUCAGUUGUAUCCUUCUGCAGAAAAUCAAGUCAGAAACGUUCACAAUGAUCAUUGUUCAUUCCCACCGGAUGAUAUAUCUGACAAAUGGGUUUCUAAUCCAUUGGAGUCUUCUUCCCCUGCUUCUUCAACAUCGAUACCUUCAACAUCUUGUCCAACUACAGUAGACUUAGUUAUCACCCAACCAUCUCCAGUUCUUCUACUUCUCAAGCAUUAUUCAUCUAUUGCUGCAGGUCUCUCAAAGGCACGUCUUUCUGGUUUAGUUGUAUCCACGGCGCUAGUUGGUUGUGGUCUGGCCGCUUCUACAAGUUUAGUAUCCCCUGAAUUUCUUGAACAUUGUUAUCGUACCACAUGCUGUUUAGCUGUUGGAACUAUGUUGACUAGUUCCGCGGCAAAUUCAGUUAAUCAGAUUAUUGAAAUCCCCUAUGAUAGUCAAAUGACGCGCACAAAGAAUCGUGUGCUCGUUCGUGGCUUGACAACACCUGGUAGAGCAGCCCUUUUCGCUUUAGCCUGUUCCAGUUCUGGAUUAGGUUUACUAUAUUUCGGUGUUAACCCCCUGGUGGCUGAAUUAGCUGCUAUCAAUAUGCUCUUGUACACGUGUAUAUAUACACCAAUGAAACAAGUGAGUCAUCUGAAUACAUGGAUUGGAGCUUGGGUUGGUGCUAUUCCCCCGUUGAUGGGUUGGGCUGCUGCCACUGGACAAUUACAAUGCGGUUCUAUAAUGCUAGCCAGUUUACUCUAUGUAUGGCAAUUCCCACAUUUCAUGGCACUCAGUUGGAAUAUGCGUGGGGAAUACUCAAAAGCUGGUUAUACAAUGACAUCAAUAGUUGAUCCGGAAAUGUGUAAACGUGUCGCAUUGCGACAUGCCAUCGCUUCAAGUUUAGUCUGUCUAGCCGGUGCUGGAUGUAGUGCUAUCAGUUUAGGCCCAUGGGCUGGUUGUGCUCUGGGUAUAGGCUCAUUACCAGCCAAUAUUGGCUUAAUUUAUUAUGCCUGGAAAUUCGCCUAUACAGAUUCAUCCAGUGAUGCAAAGUGUUCUGCAUCAUCGGCUGCAGCAAGACGUCUAUUUCGAGCUACACUGUUCCACUUACCUGUAGUUAUGCUCACCGUGUUGGUUGGAGCGUAUUGUUCUAUUAAUUCUGGACAUUUGUAAUGUCAGUGUAAUUAGAAGAUACUUUUUUGUGUGUGAGAUGAUGAUAGCACAUUAUAACUCCCAUGUAUGUAUGUAUGUGUAGUUCAGUCCGUAGGAUAAUAUCCACACACCCCCUCCCACCACCUUUGCAUCCCCUCCGUCUUAGUCAACUGUAUUUUCUACUCGCAUGUUUAUUAUGAGUAAUAGUCUGUUUUCUUUUUCUUAGAGUCGAUGGAUUUAGAAAUACAAUACUUUUGCAAUAUAUAUACUGAA
Molecule: messenger RNA, 2196 nt
Organism: Trichobilharzia szidati
Lineage: Eukaryota; Metazoa; Platyhelminthes; Trematoda; Strigeidida; Schistosomatidae
Source: the annotation of a GenBank genome assembly